Messenger RNA from Carya illinoinensis, 2349 nucleotides. RefSeq lists its product as uncharacterized. Bases 1 to 2349 code for a protein of 782 amino acids. Lineage: Eukaryota; Viridiplantae; Streptophyta; Magnoliopsida; Fagales; Juglandaceae. The record is from RefSeq and is a predicted model, not a curated record. The transcript is spliced from 6 exons.
AUGGAAGAGGCUAGCAAGAAAUAUGAAGCAACCAUCCUCCUCAACCAUGGUUACCCGAUCCCAAGGGGAAAAACGCACAUCUAUGGAAACACUCUCAGUGGACAUGGUGGAGGCUGCAAGGCAGCCCCACCAGGGGUUAUGAAAAUCCUAAGUUGGAACUGUAGGGGGCUUGGGAACCCCCAAACAGUUCAGUACCUUGGUAUGUUGAUCAAGGAAAAGAAGCCCGAGCUGGUCUUUCUAAUGGAGACCAAGUUAUCGUAUACAAAAGCCUGCAGGAUCUCUAAGAGGUUCAGGUUUCAAGGCAGUAACAGUUGGCUGCUAUCUUGUUUCUAUGGCCACCCUGUUACAAGCUUAAGAAAUAAGACUUGGAGUUUAUUAUCAUCUUUUAAGCCUGCAGAUGGGGGAUGGGGCGUCAUAGGUGAUUUCAAUGAGGUUCUGUACAGUGAUGAGAAGGUAGGAGGAAAUCCUAGGAGUGAGUAUCUGAUGAGACAAUUCAGAGAGGUGAUGGAGGAAGGCAGUUUAUGCGACCUGGGCCCAAUAUUGUUAGAUUUCAGUAUUGAGAGGUGCUCAUUUCGGAGAUGGCAUCAUUUCUUCAAGUAUGAGGCCAGCUGGAACUAUGAGGAGGGUUGUAGUGAGGUAGUAGCAGAAGCAUGGAAUAAACAGAUGGGAGAGAGGAGCAGGAUGGAAGUUUUGAUGGGGAAGCUAGAAACAACCCAAAGGAAGCUCAGUCAGUGGAGUAGGAAUUUGAGUAGAGAAAGGCUGGAGGCUAUUAAAGAAAAGACUAACCAACUAGAUGCCUUACAAAGGAAUGCAGGGUCAGAGACCUCAAGAGAACAGAAAAAGCUUCAAGUGGACCUUAAUCUCCUUUUAAACCAAGAAUACAUAAAGUGGAAACAAAUGGCUAAAAGACACUGGUUGGUAGAAGGAGACAGAAACACCAAAUUCUAUCAUGCCUGCGUGAACCAGAGAAGAAAGAAAAAUGCCAUCAGGAGAGUGAAGGACUUGAAUGGGAUUGAACUAGUAGAGAAAGAAGCUAUAGCAGAAGGUUUUAAGACCUUUUUCAAUUCAGUUUAUCAGUCUACUCAACCGGAUUCAACAUGCAUCAACAAGUGUCUGCAGGGAAUAGAUCUUAAGGUUUCUAAUGAAAUGAGAUCUAAGCUGGAAAGGAAUUUCACUGCAAAAGAAAUAGAAGUGGCUCUAAAGCAUAUGUCUCCCUUCAAGUCACCUGGACCCGAUGGGUAUAGUGCAGGCUUCUAUCAAGAACAUUGGAAGACUGUGGGGAAGGAUGUGUCCAGUGCCGUUUUGGAGUUUCUAAGUUCAGGAAUAAUGCCAUGGAGAUUGAACCAUACCCAUCUAGUCCUUAUUCCUAAGUGGACUAACCUUCUAAUGAACUGUGUCAGAACAGUCACUUAUUCUACAAUUUUGAAUGGCAUACCAGGAGAGAGAGGUCUCAUCAAGGGGGUAGCAGUAUCAAGGAAGGGAACUAGGAUUAACCACCUGCUUUUUGCAGAUGACUGUGCUAUUUUUUGCAGAGCUCAACUAGUGGAAUGGUACCAGAUCAAGGGCCUUCUGAAAGUAUAUGAGGAAGCAUCGGGCCAAACACUGAAUAAAGAGAAGACAAGUGUGUUUUUUAGCUCCAAUACAAGGGUUGAAACAAAGAAUUUUAUUUUGCAGCAGAUAAAUGGCUCAAGGUGUAACAACUACAACAAGUAUCUCGGACUUCCAACAAUUGUGGGCAGAUCGAAAUAUAACACCUUCCAAAGUCUUAAGGAAAAGGUGUGGAGGAGGGUCAAUAGCUGGAAGCAUCGGUUCCUUUCCACUGCUGGAAAGGAAAUUCUAAUUAAAAGUGUGUUGCAAGCUAUCCCAACCUAUGCCAUGAGUGUUUUCAAGAUGCCUGGAAAGCUUUUAAAAGAUAUAAAAGCUAUCAUAGCCAAAUUUUGGUGGUGUCAAACAGAGGCAGGAAGGGGUAUCCACUGGAAAUCUUGGAGCAGCAUGGGAACAGUCAAAAACCAAGGUGGGUUGGGUUUCAGGGAUUUUAAUAGCUUCAAUAGGGCUCUAUUAGCAAAACAACUGUGGAGAAUGAUUAAAGAGCCACAGUCUUUAGUCUCAAGAGUUUUCAAAGAGAAGUAUUUCCUGAACUGUGAGGUGAUGGAGGCUGAGCUGAAGGGUUCUCCAUCGUAUAUAUGGAGAAGCAUCUGGUCUAGUAGGAAUCUGGUGAGAGAAGGGUUAGUAUGGAGAGUGGGUAAUGGAAGAGACAUAUCAAUAUGGAAGGAAAAGUGGCUGCCUCGUCCAGUAACAUACCAAGUACAGACCCCCUCCCCAACACUUUGGAUUCAAACUGUAAGGUGA